Molecule: messenger RNA, 186 nt
Organism: Postia placenta MAD-698-R-SB12
Lineage: Eukaryota; Fungi; Basidiomycota; Agaricomycetes; Polyporales; Adustoporiaceae
Exons: 1
Coding region: 1-186 (61 amino acids)
Source: RefSeq, a predicted model, not a curated record
AUGCAACGUAGGCACGAAUACCUAGGCCCGGAUCCUCGGGUUGCUGGAUACCACUUGGACGUCGACGUGGAGGUACACAUCAAGUGGUGGAACGGACUUCUGCAGGACCAGGGGAUGGACAGGCAGAAAUGGCGAUUCGAGGUGAAAGUGGAUGAUGAAGGGAAUUGGUUGGAGAUGAAUGAUUGA